Macrobrachium nipponense is the source of this 4612-nucleotide messenger RNA. RefSeq names its product ATP-binding cassette sub-family C member 5-like. The record is from RefSeq and is a predicted model, not a curated record. NCBI's taxonomy places the organism in Eukaryota, Metazoa, Arthropoda, Malacostraca, Decapoda, Palaemonidae. Gene Ontology annotation, molecular function: ATP binding; ATP hydrolysis activity; ABC-type transporter activity. Gene Ontology annotation, cellular component: membrane. Gene Ontology annotation, biological process: transmembrane transport.
CUCGUGUUGGUGUGCGUUGCACGCGUAACACACAACUUGUAAACUUAGUGUGUCCUGAACUUGAUUGUUUUCUCCUUUCUUUAUUACGUUUAAGUGUCGUGUAAAGUUAAGAAUUAUUUUGUUACGUGACAAAAGGUGAAGAUCAUGAGGAGCUAUGACGUGCCGCAGAUCGCAAACAAUAGCAACAGCAGCGAAAAACAUGAAGAAAAGAGCAGUGACAGAUCUUUCAGAUAUGCACAGACACUCAAGCUGUUUAUACCGUUCAGACCACCGCCCAAGAAUAAGAAAGUACUGCCCACCAGGUAUGCAGGUCUCUUCAGUACCGUCAGCGUCAGCUGGAUGACGUCACUCAUGUGGAAGGCUUACAAGAAGAAGAUCGACGAGGAGGAUCUGUGGUCUCUGCCGCGCGAAGAGAGUGCAGAGAUCAACGCCGACCGUUUGGAGAGGCUCUGGCAGGAGGAACGCGCCCUCGCAAAGAAAGCCGGCCGGCCUCCCAGGCUCUGGAGAGCAGUCUGGCGUUUUUCGCGGACGAGAGUUCUAGCGGCGCAAUUCUUGGCGAUGAUCAUAGAUUUCAUCUUCUUUCUAGGACAGAUCGUCUACCUCCAGAGGAUCUUAGAGUACAUCAACAGCGCCGGCGUUGACUACGCCUACGCAACUUACCUCUUCGUGGGCAAAGUAUUCCUUACUUCGCUUCUAACAAUAAUCUUUUUCAACGCCCUUUAUAUUCUGGGCAUUCACAACGGUUCCAGGUUAGCCGGGGCGUUGCAGGCUCUGGUGUACAAGAAGACCCUCACGCUGAAGACGGGGGGAGAGAACUUAGCCGCCCAGGUCAUCAAUUUCUCAACUAAUGACAUGGAGAGAAUAUUUGAAGCCUGCUUAUCCUGUGUCUUUUUGGUCGAGGUGCCUGUGAUCUUCUUAUUGAACUUUAUUUACUGCGUUUAUGCUUACGGCCCCUGGGCAGCUGCCGGUUUUGGAAUGUAUCUGGCAUUUUACCCCACAAUGGCACUCAUCGCGAGGGCGCAGAGCACCAUCAGGGAACAGACAAUCCGGGAGACAGACAGACGUGUAGGUCUCAUGAGCGAAAUCUUGAAUAGCAUCAGACUCAUUAAGAUGUACGCUUGGGAGGAACCUUUCGCCAAGAAGAUCGCAGGUAUUCGCAAGUGUGAAAUGCAGAAACAUAGAGCUGGUGCUCUGCUGAGCUCAAUCACGAACACUCUGACUCCAAGUAUCGGGAUCUUAGCAACCAUAGCAACGCUUCUGUGCUUCACACUUACUGGUGAGGCAGUGACUUCGUCAGAAGCCUUCACGAUAUUUACUCUCUUCAUCUCGAUGGGUUUCACUGUCAGUCUCCUGCCUUAUGUCAUAAGGUGUGUUGCUGAAGCUGCAAUAUCUGUGUCUAGAAUGGAGACCCUCCUGAAUUUGCCUGAGCACAAACAGACAGCCGCAGGUAAGGACAUUGCUGGAACUGCCGUAGAGAUAAAGGACGCCAUUUUUUCCUGGGAUGAGGUCAGUAUCGACACUGAAGAGAAAGGGUCUGAGAAGCUGAAACACGUCAGAAAGCGGACGACCAGCACAGGAGAGAAAGAUAUGAGCGAAGACGAAAUGGAGUCACCCCCGUUCUCCGGUACCUACAGGAAGGACCAGCGCGAGAGCUUCACCAGAUCCAUAUCCGGAUCGACUGCCGCUCCAUUGCCAGUUCAGUUGGGGCGACGAUAAACGAGUACAGACGGAAACACGAAGUCGUCUGUCAGUCUCUACCGCAUCAGUCUCACCAUCCCUCAUGGGAAACUCGUGGGCGUCUGUGGCAGUAUCGGCUCGGGCAAGAGUUCGCUCAUUUCGGCCAUUUGUGGGGAUAUGCGCAUCAAUCGAGGAAACAUCUUCGUCAAUGGAAAGAUCGCCCUGGUGACCCAGCAGGCUUGGAUUUACAGCGGGACCCUACGGGACAACCUGCUGUUGGGGGCGCCCUACGACGAGGCCAGGUACAAAGAGGCCGUCCAGGUCUGCUGCCUGCAGUCCGACCUCGAGAUGCUCCCCGCCGGCGACCUGACGGAGAUCGGGGACCGGGGCAUCAAUCUCAGCGGAGGGCAGAAACAGCGCGUGAACUUGGCCCGUGCCGUGUACAGCAACAGGGACAUCUACCUGCUGGACGACCCUCUCAGCGCCGUCGACACCAAAGUGGCAGGUGCCAUAUUCAACAAUUGCAUUAGGGGCCACCUCAAGGGGAAGACGGUCUUGCUUGUAACUCAUGCUCUGCACUUGCUGGAACAAUGUGAUGAGAUCAUCGUGAUGGAUGAAGGGAGAGUCAGCGAACAAGGAACCCAUGGCCAGCUCUUGGCGAAUCGUGGUGACUACUUCCUUAUGGUUGGCGGAUUAAGCACGAAGGGCAGUUCGUCCAAGGAUGCUGAUCAGAAAGCAGAGGACACGGCUACUGAAGGACAGACAGACCAAAAAGACUCGACCGAGGAGGAAGGUCUUGGUCUGGACGGAAAGCUGACCACGGAGGAGACCAAGGAGACCGGCGGGGUCAGCUCCCAGGUCUACAGGACUUUCAUCAAGGUGUGUGGUGGAUGGUGUCUGGUGUUCUCUCUCACCGUAGCGGUCAUUGUUUUUGUUCUCUUGCGACUUCAGAAUAUGAUCUGGCUGCAGAUUUGGCUGGAUGAGGGUGACGGACUCAAGGACGAGCGCCUCUUCAACGUGACCGAAUACAACCUGACCUUGUCCGAGGAAGAUCUGAAAGGGAGCAUCGUUAACAAUCCGAUGCUCUGGAUGUACCAGACCGUCUACGCCGCCUCCUUCGUUGCCCUUGUCGUCGUCGGCAUUGCCAAGGGCGUGGGAAUCACCUUCAGCGUAUUAAAAGGAGCAACAAGCUUACACAAUGCAAUGUUUAAGAGUAUCCUUAGAUCUCCACUGACUUUCUUCGAUGUCACACCAGCUGGGAGGAUCCUCAACCGAUUUUCUAGAGAUCUUGAUGAACUUGACAUCCGAAUUCCAUUCUACCUCGAGUUUGUGAUGCAAGGAGUUUUAUCCGUCUUGGGCCAGGCAAUUCUCGUCUGUACUAUCUACGCAUGGUUUACUAUCCCCCUUGUUAUAGUGGCAACUCUGUUCAUCAUCAUCGACGUCUUCCUGAACGCUGGAGUUCGAGAGCUGAAGAGGAUAGACAACAUGAGAAAGUCUCCUGUCAUCCAGCACAUUGGCUCCUCCUUAGCUGGGCUGUCUGUCAUCAGGACAUUCGACCAACAAAAACUGUUUACAAACAGAAUGUAUCAUUAUCUGGACGACCACACAGUGGCCCAGCUCAUCUUCCGCCUGUCAAGUCGUUGGUACGUGUUCAGAACAGACAUGCUGUCCCUCGCAAUCAACGCCGGCGUCACAUCCAUUUGCGUUUACACCAAAGGUCUCGUCAGCACUGCGACGGCUGGUCUUGCUCUCGCCACCAUGAGUGCGGUAUGUGAUUUCUUUCCCUACCUGAUGAAGAUGAAAUCAGAGUUCCAGUCUCGUUUCACCGCUGUGGAAAGGCUCGUCGAAUAUUCUUAUGACUUGCAAAGCGAAGCAUCUUGGGAGAAUCCAGGGAAAGACCCUCCCAGGGACUGGCCGGAGUUUGGGAAAGUGGAGCUGAACAAAGUGUGUCUGAGGUACCGCCCAGAUUUACCCCUUGUUCUUCACAGCAUCGAGGCCGUCUUUGAACCGGGUCAAAAGAUCGGCGUCGUUGGUCGUACGGGGGCAGGUAAAUCCUCUUUGAUUUCUACACUCCUGCGUCUUGUGGAGUUGGAGAGUGGCAGUAUAAUUAUAGAUGGCAUUGAUGUCUCAACCAUAGGAUUACACACCCUCCGUUCAGCCAUCUCUGUCAUUCCUCAAGAUCCUGUUCUCUUCCAAGGAUCAAUAAGGUAUAACUUGGACCCCUUCGAGGAGCACAGUGACACUGCUGUGUGGGAAGCCCUCGAGCAGUCAAACCUGAAGAAGGUGGUCAUGCAGCAGGAGAUGGGACUUCAGUCUGCUGUAGCUACAGCAGGAGAGAACUUCUCUGUUGGGGAAAGGCAGCUUAUUUGCCUCACUAGAGCCCUCCUUCGCAAGAGUAAGAUCUUGCUGUUGGAUGAGGCUACAGCUUCUGUCGACUUGGAAACAGAUCAGAUGAUCCAGAUGACCAUCCGGAAGGCUUUUGUCGAAAGCACUGUUAUCACUAUAGCUCACAGACUCAACACCAUUACCACCUACGACAAAAUCAUGGUUCUCCAAGAGGGAAGAGUCGUCGAGUUUGAUUCGCCAGACAACCUCAUGAAGAAGGGAGGUUCUCUCUUCAAGGAAAUGAUGUCAGCAAUGGGAGUCUUCACGGUCGAGCAGAUGAGAUCGCUGACUUAAAGGGAAUUUUAUUUGAUCGUGUCUUUAGGAGAAGGCAAACGGUGAUUUGUUCUAAAAUGCCAAAAUGCUGGUUGUUAGAAAAGCUGCCGGCGGAAGUGUGGAGCGCCUUCCGAUUGGAGGCAGCAGGGGCAUCUCUAUAGUACUUUGGUCAUGAUAUGUCUCAGAAAUGUCACAGAUCUGGGGGAUUGCGGAGGUUAUACACACACACACACACACACACACACACACACACACACACACACACACACACACACAU